CGGUUUGUUGGUUUUGGUUUGAAAAAGUGUGUUUGAGAGAGAGAGAGAGAGAAGGGGGAAGGGAGGAGAGAGACAGAGAGAGAUAGGUGGAUUGUGGUGGGUCGUUUUUUUUGGUUGCCGUUACAUGGUAGAGUGGCGAUGGUGAGCGACGAGGAGAUAGUCUCGGGGCUGGAGACGCUGCUCCGGCAGGCAGACUUCACCGUCACCACCUCCGGCGACAUCCGUCAGCAGCUCGAGCGCAAAUUGGGGGUCGACCUCUCCCACAAGCGUGCCUUCAUCCGUAACCACAUCGACCUUCUCGUCCAAACCAAGAGCUUCCCUACAUCUGGCCACCACCACCAACAGCAGCAGCAGCAGCAACACGCCCAUGUCCACGCCCACGCCCACGCCCACGCCCACGCCCACGCCCAGGCUCAAGCUCAAGCUCAAGCUCAAGCUCAUGCUCAUGCUCAUGCUCAAGCCCAGGCCCACGUCCAUGCCCAAGCGCAGGCGCAGGCGCAGUUCCAUCUCCACCACGGUCAUGGCCACGUCCCUGGUGUUGGUGGCAUCGGCGUCUCGCCGUUCCCACCGAACUGCGGUGGCCUUGUAGAGAUGCCUCGGUUUGAUGGAAAGGGGAAUUUCAGCUGCCCAAACGUCAAGGUGGACAUGCCUCAGGCCUCUGUCGUUCAGGAGUUACCCAAGGAAAGCAGCCCCAGGAAAGUUCCGAGUAAUACUGCAGCUGGUGGCAAACGAAGAGGUGGUGCAGGUGGUCUUAAUAAACUUUGUGGUGUUUCUCCUGAACUGCAGGCUAUUGUUGGUGAACCAGCCAUGACACGAACUCAGAUUGUGAAAGAGCUUUGGGCCUACAUAAGGAAAAAUAAUCUUCAGGAUCCAAGUAACAAGAGAAAGAUUAUUUGCAAUGAUGCAUUGAGGCUGGUGUUUGAGACAGAUUGCACUGACAUGUUUAAGAUGAACAAGCUUUUGGCAAAGCACAUUUUGCCACUUGAUCCAGCAAAAGAUUCAGGUCCUGACCCUAAAAGGCUGAAAGCAUCAUAUGUAGGAUCUCUAGCUCAAGGCCCUGCAGUUGGUUCAUCUCCUGUUAUAAUAUCUGAGGCACUUUGUAAGUUUUUUGGCACUGGAGAAAGGGAAAUGCCUCAGACUGAAGCUAUUGAACGAAUUUGGAAUUAUAUACAGAUGCACCACCUACAGGAUCCAAUGAACUCAAUGGUAACAUGUGAUUACAGGCUUCAAGAGCUUUUUAAUUGUGAAAAGUUCCCUGCACUGGGCUUGUCUGAAAUGCUGUUACACCAUUUCUUGAAGAGAUGAUGUGACAAAAUGUGAACUCUGGUUAGUUAAAUUAGGUUUUUCCUUUUUCUACUUUAAUAGAAGAUUUGUGCUAACUUUCAGAAUUGUCUGAUAAGUUCUUCGGCCUUGUAGUGGGAUGUGUAUAUCAGCAGAUGUGCUGAAUAUUGCAAGUCCAAGAUGACCCUCAUCACACUUCCAGUUUGUCAUUUGUUUUUUUCUUGAUAAUUAGCUGCUGGGCUCAGUUUGCGUACUUCAAGACUGGAUCUUAUGCAAAGCAUUUGCAAGCUAGGACUUGUUUAUCAGCAACUGGAGCAAGUGUUCCCAUUACUUUUAGGAUUUAAUGUGUAAUAUGACUGAUACCAUGCGAUAGUACGAAUACUGCUCUGCUGGCAGCACAGUCCUGUAGAUUGGAUAAUUGAGCUUGUUUCUAAUCCAAAGGCACGAACCCAUGUCUUGUCCUAA
This is a messenger RNA of Nymphaea colorata (pocket water lily), 1746 nucleotides long. RefSeq lists its product as uncharacterized. The record is from RefSeq and is a predicted model, not a curated record. Bases 139 to 1305 code for a protein of 388 amino acids. Lineage: Eukaryota; Viridiplantae; Streptophyta; Magnoliopsida; Nymphaeales; Nymphaeaceae. Gene Ontology annotation, cellular component: nucleus. The transcript has 5 exons.